CUCCCACGAAAAGUGCAGCAGUAGUCACCGAUGACAGACAGGAAGCGCCGAGCCAUACAAAUACGAUCAGAGCUGGAGCUCCAGCCGCCCACCUUUCCUUCGGACACAUACUUAUACACCUUGUCGCUCUCCCGAGAGUUGCAAGUGUUUCGAGAUAGUACGUCCCGUAGCUCCGGAUCGAUCUAGCUACUGGUGUCUCCCCGAACUACUUACAGAGUCCCUCGUCUCAGACUCAGACUGAGUGCAGGUCGUCGCUGUGUUGUCUUUUGGGAUCGACGUUAUCCGAAGGCCGAGAAACUAUAGUGAACUGACACGGAGUGUGGAGACUCUGUAUAAUAAGACAUGGCAGAGACAGUUUUGGUGACUGUCACUCACUCCACGGUACUGGACGAGCCACACGACGUCAGUGGUGGUGGGCAGCCGGCCAGGAAGAAGGGCGACACUGGCAGCAAGAGCCCAGGUAAGGGCAGUUGGAGGUGGGGGAAAGGCUCACUGUUCAAGAGAACACUCUCUGAUCAAGAUGUGUCUCAGAGAGCUGAGCGGCCAUCGUCUGGCAAGAGCAAGACCAGGAAGGGGAGCCACGACGGGAUAGGCAACGAAUCUCCAAGUGUUGGUCGAGUAAGCAGUGGAAGUGACAUACUGGGACUAAGGCCACCAGACCCAACAGCAGCUGCAGAAGAAGGAGAAGGAGACAAGGGGAAAUUCGGAGACCCAAAGAAGCUCUACAAGCAGAACAAGGACCUAGCAAAGGCCAACGCUCAACUCACGAAACUGAUAGACACUCUCAAGCACGAGAAGGACUCGCUAGCUUUUGACAGGACCAAGCUCAAAGGUGACCUGAAGUCCACGGAGAAAGAGCUGAAGAAGGCACAGAGCAGUCUCAGUUCUGCCAAGUCAGAGGUGGAGCGCCUGAAGACCAAGAGCCUCAAGCACUCGGGUGCGGGGAGUAACAUGGGGGAAGGGACGGAGGUCCUGCAGGAGAGGGUGAGGCAGCUGGAGGCCGAACUGAGCAGCAGAGACGAAAAGUUGGAAAAGUUUCGCAAGAGGCUUGGCGGGCGACUCAGCCAGCUGGAGAUUUUGGCUGGAAAUGGAAGCAUAGAGCACGAAGCUACCACAGAGAAGCAAGAUACGCUACAAGACCAGGAGCGACAGAAGCUCAUGGAGGAGAACUCUGAGCUAAGAGAGCGAGUGGUAAACCUGGAAAGUGACCUGAAUGUGCUACUGAAGAUGGUGGAUGGCCAGCAAAAGGAAGAGUUUGCUCAGAGCAGCUCUACGGAGAUUUCGUUCUUUAGCACAGAUGCUCUGAGUAGCACGAACUCUGAUUUGAGACGUGGCAGUAGACAGUCAACAUCACCUUUCUCCUCUCCGAGAAAUUCUCCACGCCUACAGCGCAAAAAUCAGACCUCAGAUGAUAUCGCUACCCUGCGUUCAUGCCUACAGCUGGCCUUGGAAGAGAAAAAGGCUGCAGAACAGCAGGCUAAGAGUCUCCAGACUGAACUAGACGACGUCAGAGCCGAGCUAGAAGAGGCAAAAAGAUCAUGGGGACAGGAAAAGGACAGACUCCUACGACAACUGCUGAAGGCACAUGAAGAAAAGCAGAGGGUGCAAAUGCAGGAUCACGAGACCCAACACUCCCUCACAGAAGUCCCCGGCACACCCGAAAUUGAACGAAAUCAACAAUUACACAGUCAACAACAGAGUGAGACUACCUCACCGACAAGGACCAGGGGAAGAACGAGUUCCAGUGGGUCCCUCACCAGCAGUUCAGAGUUAGAGAAGAGCUCUGAGAGUACAAAGUCGGACACGGCCAAGCCAGCUGUGGGGGAGAGGAAAGAGACAGCCAGGGGGAGGAAAGGGGUGUUGAAAAAGCAGCAAUCGAGAGAAAACUUUACUGCGGCUCUGGCAAAGUUUCAGAGCGGGGAAGGAGUCACUUCACCCAAGAAGGAGCGCAGACAGUCGGACACAUCGCCAGGAAGUGCGCGUUCCUCAACGUCUCCUGCACCAACUCCAAGUUCGUCUUCUCCAAAGAAACUCUCAACAGAGAGCAGGCCCCAAUCAGUGAUUAUUGUAGGGAAACCCCCCAUCCCUCCUUCGUCUUCCUCUGGUCACCAUUCACGACAGAGCUCGGUGGAUGAAACUGGACAAAAGUCUCCCACAAAGAUGAGUAUUGGAGCAAAGAGAAGCAGUUGGGCUGUGGCACAGAGGAGAAAGUCGUUUGAAGAGCAAUCGCCCGAGCCAGCCUCGACACCAUGUCACAGUAGAACAGCAUCUUCACCUGUCAUGACCAGGACACUGGGCUCACCAGCGGCAACACCAAAAGCAACUGAGGCAAAGGAUAAGGCAAAGGGAGAGAAGAAGUUCGAUGAAGAGAGGGCAAGGAGAGAUCAGGAAAGACGGAAACAAGAGCUCGAGGCUGAAGAAAAGCGGAAGCGAGAGUUGGAAGCAAAAAGGAGACGCGAGGCUGAAGAGAAAGAAAGACAGAGAAAAGAGAAAGGGGAAAAGGAGAGAAUUAGAAGAGAGAAGGAAGAAAGAGAGAGGCAGCGCAAAAGUGAAUUAGAAGAAAAGAGCAGACGUGAAAGGGAGGAAAGAGAGAAGAAACGACAGGAAGAACUUGAGAAAAAACGGAAGGAAGAAGAGAGGGAGAGAGUGAGGAGGGAGAGGGAAGAAAGGGAGAGAGAACGUAAAAGGGAAUUGGAAGAAAAAACUAGACGUGAAAAAGAGGAGAGGGAAAAGAAAAGACGGGAAGAACUGGAAAGGAAACGGCAGCUUGAGCAGAGGAAGAAGGAGGAGGAGGAAGAGAAGGAGCGACAGAAGAUAGAGGUGGAGAGAAAGCGUAAAGAGGAACAAGAAGCAGCCUUGAAAAAACAGAGAAAAGAGGAGGAACAAAAGCAAAAGCAAACAGAAGAAGCUGCAUUGAAAAAGCAGAGGGAAGAAGAAAUUGAGAAGAAACUACGGUUGGAAGAAGAGAAAAGAAAUGCAGAGAAGGCAGCUCAAGCUGCCAUAGACCCCCUACCCAGCAAAAUGAACCAGCACCAGAGUCCCUUUGGUAGCAUUGCCAUGAGAAGAGCAGCUUUUGAGCAGAACUCCAAUCCCCGCAACAGCCCUCCCGUGGUUCUACGUAGAAACAACUCCCCAGCCCAGCGACCAAAGAGCAUGGACAUCAGUACACUAAUGUCCACUCCCCCUCCAAGUUCACCGGUGGCCAGCCCCACCCCACGCAGCCCUCAGAUCUCCUCCAUCUCCGUCAAGUCCUCCAAGUCUCCCCAGAGCUCUCCAGUCCCCCAGAGAAAGGAAAUGAAGGAAGUGGCAGUUCUGAGAGGAAACAGUAUCCCGAAGCCGAGUCCCCCAGUGACAACAGUUGCACCUCGUACAGCUACAGUCUCUGUUACCACUACCAGUUCGUCGCCUCCCCUGCGCAGAGCACAAACGCUCACUCUCACCCCUGCCUCCCUAACUGUCAGCACUCCAGACCUCACCUCCCUGGGCAGCAGUAAUGGCAGCUCUAGUCCCACCAACUCACCCAGUGCCCAGCACAGGACAACAGUCUCCACUGGCCCCAAGUCCCCGCAGACAGACAGAAGGCUAGCCAAAACAGUCUCUUUCUCUCCUAAUCUGUCCACAGCUGGUAGACCACCCAGUAUUCUCAAACAGAGUGCCCCGUCUCCCAUGAACACCAAUCCUCAUUCACCGUCGUCCUCCGUGAACAAGAUGAGGUUUGGCCCCACCCAGGCUCGACUCGGUGUUCCUGCCGAUGACAUGAAGAAAGCACAGUCUCUGCAGAACAUUCCGGAGCACGCCAUGGCAGAGGGCACCUCACCACAGACAGCGACUCGAUUCACCUCUGCUUCAUCCCAUGUCACCCGCAGACCUCGCUCUGAGCGGGCCAAGACCACGUCUCUCUCAAGUGCCGACGCGACCAAUCUUGUCAACCUUAUCUCCAAACUGCAGGAGAAGGAGAAGGAUCCACCACUGUCAAACGGAGUCAGCAACUCCGCUGCUAACCAGAAGACCCCUGGGUUUAGUUCACCCGGCAGACCUGUCUCCAUGUAUGGAAGUAUCACUCCCUCAAGGACGGACGUCAUUCCUUCUUCACGUAAGCCUAAACCCCACGAGCGCAAAAUGGAACGCAGAGCAACAGUUGGAUUUGGUCUGGACAGGUCGUCCAAGAAAUCACGACUUCUCCGAUGGUGUCAGCUCGUCACUGACGACUAUGACAACAUAUACAUUGGGGACUUUGGCAAGAGUUUCUCCAACGGCCUUGCAUUCUGUGCCAUACUGCACCACUUCAUUCCUCACAAGAUCCCCUACAGCACUCUCAACGAUACUGACAAGGUCUGUUGCUACCGUGCAUAUUUUCCUGCAUGAUCAUGUGGGCAGAUAAAAAUUUAAGACUUACUCGUAAUGUAAAUGUGUAGCCUUAUAAAAGUGCAUGAUGCAACUGGAAAAAAAUGACUAUUGAAUAUACAGGCACGCAACUUCAAGAUAGCUUUCGAGGCUGCAGAGAGUGAAGACAUACCAUCACUAUUGGACAUAGAGGACAUGGUGGCCCUACCAAUUCCUGACUGGAUGUCAGUCAUGACAUAUGUGUCCUUCAUCUACAAACGAUUCGGCUCUAAUGGUGCUACCCAACAGUUCUUACUAUGAUCAACCAACGCAUACUUUUAUGUAUAAGACCAAACGCACAAGUUGAUCGAUGCAUAGUAGAAGUUUGUUGAUGUUUUCUGUUAUUGAGUUUUGAUUGGAUGUCAUCUCUUUGUGUGAAUUUUUUCUCCAACGUGUUUGUUGAAAUUGAUGUACUUCGACGCAAGUAUUGUUUUUUAUCGGUCUAAUUUCUUUUGCCACACCAGGAGCCAUAAUAAUUAUAUAGAGCCUAUCUUGCUUGCAGUUAUACAUUUGAGCCUGAGAGAGGUAACAUAGUGGUCAGAACGGCACGGUUUUGAUGUGGGCGUGCUAAGGCACUUCAUUUGAGCCUGAGAGAGGUAACAUAGU
Molecule: messenger RNA, 4989 nt
Organism: Geodia barretti
Lineage: Eukaryota; Metazoa; Porifera; Demospongiae; Tetractinellida; Geodiidae
Source: the annotation of a GenBank genome assembly